AUGGGUAACGAAAAGACUCACGUUAACGUCGUCGUCAUCGGUCACGUCGAUUCUGGAAAGUCCACCACUACCGGACAUCUUAUCUACAAGUGCGGUGGUAUUGACAAGCGUACCAUCGAAAAGUUCGAGAAGGAAGCCGCUGAACUCGGUAAGGGUUCCUUCAAGUACGCCUGGGUUCUUGACAAGCUUAAGGCUGAACGUGAACGUGGUAUCACCAUCGAUAUUGCCCUCUGGAAGUUCGAGACCCCCAAGUACCACGUCACCGUCAUUGAUGCUCCCGGACAUCGUGAUUUCAUCAAGAACAUGAUUACUGGUACUUCCCAAGCUGAUUGCGGUGUUCUUAUCAUUGCUGCUGGUACUGGUGAAUUCGAAGCCGGUAUCUCCAAGGAUGGACAAACCCGUGAGCACGCUCUUCUUGCCUUCACCCUCGGUGUCCGCCAACUUAUUGUUGCCAUCAACAAGAUGGACACCACCAAGUGGUCUGGUGACCGUUACGAUGAAAUCGUCAAGGAAGUCUCCUCCUUCAUCAAGAAGAUCGGUUUCAACCCCAAGUCCGUUCCUUUCGUCCCUAUUUCCGGAUGGCACGGUGACAACAUGUUGGAGGAGUCCACCAACAUGCCCUGGUUCAAGGGCUGGACCAAGGAAACCAAGGCUGGUUCCAA
Umbelopsis ramanniana AG is the source of this 662-nucleotide messenger RNA. RefSeq lists its product as uncharacterized. Lineage: Eukaryota; Fungi; Mucoromycota; Umbelopsidomycetes; Umbelopsidales; Umbelopsidaceae. The record is from RefSeq and is a predicted model, not a curated record. The transcript has 3 exons. Gene Ontology annotation, molecular function: GTPase activity; GTP binding; translation elongation factor activity. Gene Ontology annotation, biological process: translation; translational elongation. The annotation marks the transcript as partial.